AUGCGGAGCCUUGCAGGUGGGAGCCGGGCUCCCCUGUGCCUGCUCCUGAUCUGUCUGUAUCUGCCAGGCCUCUUUGCACGGAGCACUGGGGCACCAGAGGAGAAAGUCUCCCCACAUUCAGGACAACCUUCCUUCACCAGCCUCUUUGACUCUGGACAGCCUCAGCCCAAGCCAGACUCCGUGAAUAAUAAGUUACUCGGGGUUCUUCCGAGGCUCAGCGAAUCUCCACAAAAUGGUGUUCUACCUGAGGGCAACUCUGAGGUGCCCAGUGGGCCUCCCAUCUGGGGGCUGCCCCCCAUGGAGCCCUGGCCCUCAGAGUACCCUCAGCAAUGGAUGGCUGCUGCUACUGAAGACCAGUUAGAGCCAGUGCUGCCAGAUGCCCUGUCAUACCUUUUCAGAGAUGGUCCUCUGCCCAAGGCUUCCUCUGCAUAUGUCAGGCAACCUUCACCAGAGGCUUCCUACCCUCAGGACUCAGAGCCUGGACCGCAGCCUGGUUCCAGUUCACUGGAAACUGAGGCAGAAGCCUUUGCCAGGAGCCCAUUCUGGUUUCUUGUCCACAAGCUUCUGCCUGGUUUAUCUGGGAAGAUCCCACGGCCUGGAACAUCCUGGGGAAGUGGAGGGGCUGGAACUGGGUGGGGAACAAGGCCCAUGCCAUAUCCUUCUGGAAUAUGGGGUAGCAAUGGUGUAGUAUCAGGUACUAGCUUGGGGGGUAGUGGUCGGUACCCAUCAGGUAUCUGGGGGGGAAAUGGUCGGUACCCACCAGGCAUUUGGGGGGGUAAUGGUCGGUACCCACCAGGCAGCUGGGGGGGAAAUGGUCGGUACCCACCAGGCAGCUGGGGGGGAAAUGGUCGGUACCCACCAGGCAGCUGGGGGGGAAAUGGUCGGUACCCACCAGGUAUCUGGGGAGGUAAUGGUCAGUACCCAGUAGGCAGCUGGGGGGGAAAUGGUCGGUACCCACCAGGCAGCUGGGGGGGUAAUCGUCAGAAUCGGCUUCCCCCAGGAGUCAGACCUCCUGGCUCUUCUGGGAGCACCCCCUAA
Arvicanthis niloticus (Nile rat) is the source of this 1038-nucleotide messenger RNA. The record is from RefSeq and is a predicted model, not a curated record. NCBI's taxonomy places the organism in Eukaryota, Metazoa, Chordata, Mammalia, Rodentia, Muridae.